Trifolium pratense (red clover) is the source of this 1242-nucleotide messenger RNA. Its product is annotated as pathogen-related protein-like. The coding region runs from base 381 to 1058 and encodes 225 amino acids. The transcript is spliced from 4 exons. The record is from RefSeq and is a predicted model, not a curated record. Lineage: Eukaryota; Viridiplantae; Streptophyta; Magnoliopsida; Fabales; Fabaceae.
AAAUCUAUUCUAUCUCUAACCUAUUUCUCUCUUCUUAUACUCUUCCUCACAUCUUUCUCUCUUCUCUAUUUCUUCUCUAAACCAAACACACCUUAUAGAAUAUCUAUACGAUGGUAUUCGUAUAUGAGUGAUGUAAUGUUGAGUUAUUAUUGGGUUAAAUGUUGUAACUUAAGGAAAAUCUGAUCUUGUGGCUCAAGAUAUAGGACAUGUGUCUUGAUAUUAAAAAAAAGAAGAUAUAGGACAUAUGUGAUCACUGAUCAUGAUGGCCAUCUUCCUUUACACUUAUAAAUACAUGCUAAUUUGCCUAGUUUGUGCAUAAGCUCUUUAUUAAUUAAUGGAUUAACAAAAAAAAAAAACUCUAGUAAUUGGACAUAGCUAACAUGGUUGCAAAAGACAAGUAUAGAUCAAUUUUGCAAGAUGAAGCUGAGAACAUCCAGUGGAGACAUGGUGGCCCUCCCACCUAUGAUCUUGUCAAUCAACUUUUUGAAGAAGGAAGGACCAAAGAAUGGCCAGAAGGAUCAUUAGAGGAAACUGUGCAAAAUGCUAUUAAGUCAUGGGAGAUGGAGCUUUCACACAAGAUCUGUUUGCAAGAUUUCAAGACCAUAGUCCCUGAAAAAUUCAAGCUCUUUGUUAAUGGCAGGGAGGGGUUAACUGCAGAAGAAACUCUAAGCUUAGGAAGUUAUAAUGCAUUGUUGAAAAGUUCUCUUCCAGAAAAUUUCAAGCCAUACAAGGCAAAUGAAGAGACUUUUGAGUCAUCUCAUGAAGUAUUCAAAUCAGCUUUUCCAAGAGGAUUUGCUUGGGAAGUGAUUAAAGUAUACACUGGACCACCUGAAAUUGCUUUCAAGUUUAGGCAUUGGGGCUUCUUUGAAGGUCCUUUUAAGGGACAUGCCCCUACUGGGAACAUGGUUCAAUUCUUUGGCUUGGGAACUCUCAAGGUGGAUGAUGCUUUGAAGGUUGAAGAGGUGGAGAUUUACUAUGACCCAGCAGAGUUGCUUGCAGGCCUUCUAUCAAGUGGAGACAGUAGCAACAAAAUUUCAGCUUGUCCUUUCUCCAAUUAAUGAGUUUUUUUUUACUAUAAAGUUACAAAUGAACCUUUGAUGUAGUUGUAUUUCUAGAAUAUAUCAAUGGGGCAAAGGUGGUUAAACUAUUUCUAUUUUGUGAUAAAUAAACGUUGGCUGGUAUAACAAUUAUUUCAGUAUAUAUAAAAGUAUAUGAAGGACUGUUUAGCUCAGUUGAUAAGAA